AUGGACUCACGACCUGCAAAGGCCGCUGCAGCGUCGGGCGGUGCUUCGGUGUUGCUGGAGGAGUCGCAUCUUCACCAAGCCUACAAGGAAGUCACUCGUGGUGGACGUCAACAUCUACAAGGCAUAUAUACGCCCAAGGGACGUAUCCCUGAAAAUGGGCAAGAGGCAGAAGAGCAAGAAAACUUGGCCAAGAUGGCAGAGCAGUACAAGGCCAAGAAGAAGGAGCUCAAAAAAAAGGCAAAAGGAUUGAACAAAUCGGAUGUGGAGUUUGAGGAUGAAAGAGUCCAGAGAAAGGCAGCAAAGAUCCUCUCCAAAGCAUCUGAAGUGGAAAAGUCUCAGUACAAGGAGAUCUUUAGCUAUUUCGAUGCUGAUGAGGAUGCAUGCUGGGGGUCCAUAGAGCUGGCCCAGCGUAUGACAGAUUUGGGCUAUGCCACGAGUGUCGAGGCUGCAUCCAAUCUCCUCUAUUUCGCUGGUGUUCGAGACGUGGAUAGGAUCACGUACGAAGACUUUGUGACGAUGAUGCCAAAGCUCCAGGCUUUCCGAAAACUCAUGGAGAAGGACUUCAUGCUUCAUUUCCAGGAGAAGGAUGAUGGCACUGGUCACAUCACUACUCAGCAUUUCAAAGAGUUGCUCCUCCAAUUGGCCGGUCCUGAUGUCAUCGAUGAGACGCAGAUGGCGGACAUCAUAAAGAAAGCGGACCCUACACGAGAAGGCCGCGUGACCUUCGAAAGCAUGAUCUUGGCCCUCUUCGGAUCCCGGCCCUUGUUGCCCUACCAGCCACCACAACGCCACAAGAGCUUCAUGGACUUGGUGCUGGACACCUUGGGUCAGCUUUGUGGUACUUCCAGUCCACCUUCCAAGACCCAGCAGCAGCAGCGUUAUGUGAGUGAUGUAGCGCCGCCACUGCCGCCUUCCCGGUGA
Messenger RNA from Durusdinium trenchii, 921 nucleotides. The record is from the annotation of a GenBank genome assembly. NCBI's taxonomy places the organism in Eukaryota, Dinophyceae, Suessiales, Symbiodiniaceae.